Messenger RNA from Astyanax mexicanus (Mexican tetra), 11896 nucleotides. RefSeq names its product zinc finger protein 142 (gene znf142). Gene Ontology annotation, biological process: regulation of gene expression. The coding region runs from base 426 to 5099 and encodes 1557 amino acids. The transcript has 11 exons. Gene Ontology annotation, cellular component: nucleus. The record is from RefSeq and is a predicted model, not a curated record. NCBI's taxonomy places the organism in Eukaryota, Metazoa, Chordata, Actinopteri, Characiformes, Acestrorhamphidae.
AUGCUAAAAUGAGCCAAAAACAAAAAAAAUAGGUUAAUAGACGUGACACACAAAUGUAAAAAAAGGUGCUUUAAAUGUAACACUCAAGCUAAAUGUGAAAAUUGCGUUUACUAUUUUUUUAUCAACAGCGCUGCGUCGUCUAUGCUAGUUUUGUAGGUUAACUACUAGCUAAUAACGAAAACAGAGGGCGCCGCUCGCACGACAUUUCUCACUCUGUAUCACUGCAAGUGCGAUUAAUGUUUGAAUAAUAUUUUUCAGUUGGAAUAUCUUUUAUUUAUAUGUAGGGCAGCUGAGGUAGACGUGAAUUACUGAUACUUCAUCCUUCCAAGGCAGGUGAUGGUUUAGCCAGGCAUACGAAGAUGCACUAAUCCACCUCACUCACUUCUCAAAGGAUUUACCAACUGGGCUUUUACCAUUGGAGCAGGAUGGAGGAACAAGAGCUAAGCAAUGACACAGUUUGUAACCAAGACAAAUCUGCAAUGCAAGACAGUGUUCAUGAUGAAUAUCAAUUUAGAACUCAAAAGACAAAAAGAGAGAAAAGGAGAACAGUUCUGAAGCAUACUUCAGCUGAAAACAAAGUAACAAAAUUUAAAAAUCCUCAACCUCAAAGACGGAAAUAUGAAAGUAAAAGAGAUAAAGCUUCUGUUCUUAAGGGGGAAACAUCUGUACACUCAGUCCAAGGUCACGUGGAAGAGGGAACAGAGCACAUGUUUCGCACUCACAUAUGUACAGAAUGCCGGCGCUGCUUUAAGACCCGCUCUCAUCUGAUGGAGCACAUGCGUAUCCACUUUCCUGACCCCAGCCUGCAGUGCCCCACCUGCAAGCACUACUUCACCAGCAAGAGCAAACUUCGUGUCCACAUGCUAAGGGAGUCUGGUGAGAAGCUGCACCGCUGUCAUUUGUGUGAGUACAGUGCAGUGGAACGCAACACCCUGCGCCGCCAUCUCAUCAGUGUGCAUGGGCAUCCAGGAGAGGAUAAAGAUGCCACAGACCUGUAUACAUGCCCAACCUGCCAAAAGACCUUUAGUCAAAGUCAGGCGUUAAAGGGCCAUAUGAAAUCCCAUCACAUGACAUUUGAUGGGCAGCCUCUGCCCUGCUUUCAACAGGGAUGCUCCUUUCAAUGCACAGAGAAAAAGCUGCUUCAGAAGCACCUGUUGGAUGUGCACAGAAUCAAGGCUGUGGAGUGUCGUCACCAUGCAUGCUAUGCUUUGUUUGGAUGCAAGGAAGAUAUGGAGGUGCAUUUUCGAACACAUCAGGCAUUUCAUUGCACACAGUGUGACUUUACAUGCUCUAACAAGAGCCGUUUUCAGCAGCACAGAAGACAAGGUCAUGCAGGGGACAAGAAGCUCAGCUGUGGCUUCUGUCCCUUUACUACUUUCAAUCCAGUUGAGUAUGACCAGCACGUUGGCCACUUUCAUGCCAGUGAGAAAACUCACAGAUGCCAAGAGUGUAACUUUGUGACUGCUCACAAAAGAGUCCUUAAAAGACACAUGCUGAUGCAUACAGGUGAAAAGCCCAACAAAUGCACUUUGUGUGAGUUUAGAUGCCGGGACGAAACGUAUCUCUCAAAACACAUGCUGACACAUUCUGAUGACAAACAGCACAUGUGUUCUGAGUGUGGCUAUGUUACAAAAUGGAAGCAUUACCUGAAUGUCCACAUGCGCAAACACACUGGUGAUCUCAGGUACAAGUGUAACCAGUGCACAUACCGCUGUCACCGCAUCGACCAGCUGAAUAGCCACAAGCUUCGGCAUCAGGCCAAGACGCUGAUUUGUGAAGUGUGCGCUUAUUCUUGCAAGCGAAAGACUGAACUGCACAAGCACAUGCAGCUUAAACACUCUACAAGUGAAGACCAACAACCUCCUCUUUACCAGUGCAAGUUCUGCCCGUACACAACAAAGUAUCGACAAGCUCUUCACAACCAUGAAAACUGCAGACAUACUCGCACAAGGGAGUUUCGCUGUGCCCUCUGCUCUUAUUCUACAUUUAGCAACACCGGCCUUUUCCUGCACAAGCGAAAGGUCCAUGGCUACGUGCCUGGGGAUGCAAUGUGGCUGGAGACAUAUGCAGAGAAAGAAAAACAAAACAAUUCAAUGGACCUGAUGCCGGAAUUUUAUUCUAAAGUUGUAGGCUCUAAGAAAGGAGUUGAGGAGCACUCUGAAAAUCAAGGGGAUUCUAUGGGGAAUUCAAAAACCCCUGACCAAGUAGAUUCACAGAAUACUAUGACAAACGAUAUAAGUCUUAAUAUUGCUAAUAGUUGUGAAACAGUAACCAAUACAGAGACCGUCAAUAUUGGUUUACAACAUCAGGCGAGUUCAGAUGUUCAUUCAUUUGGAGAUAACACAGACAGAGACCCUGGGCUCAAUGAAGAUCAAGAACAAUAUUGUAUUCUUACCCCAAUAACAUGCCCUGAGAAUGUACAAACAGAACACUUGCAUACUGAGUCAGAAGACCAGGGAAUCACAGCUAUGACAGCUGAUGCCUCCCCCAAAUCUCUGAAAUCAUGCAGUGUUCCUCAGAUCCCCACAGUAGAGCCUGUUAGUGAUGAGGAACAUGUUGGUAUGUCAGAAAGUGAUAUUGAAGAGCAGACACUAGACCAAGUAAACUGUCUGUUACAAGAAGGGUCCCAACGGUCAGCUUCCCAUGAAGCAGCCUCCUCAACAACUCCAUCAGUUGAUGAUGCAGGUUCAGAAACUCUGCUCCAGGUUAUGAGGAGGCAGGACAAAGACCAAGCUGAAGCACUGAUCCUGGAAGGUAGGGUACAGAUGCUGGUGGUCCAAACCCAAGACAAUAUUUACCAGUGUGAUCACUGCUCAUAUGUGACACGCAAACAGGCAGCAUUGGUGCGGCACUGCAGAUCGUCCUGCCAAGUUAUGAAAGCAACUCUCCAGUGCAAGGACUGUGGUUUACGUUUCAAACAGUUACGUUCUUUUCACACCCACCGCCUCAGAAAGUGCAGAGCUCUGCAGAAGAAGAAAAAUAUGCUCUCUGUGGUUGAGGCAUCAGCCAAGGUUAGAGUUCAAGGAACUGCACAGACCCAGGAUGAAUUACCUAGUAAAAAUCAGACUGGAUGCCUUCUGGAACCUGCUACAGUGACGGAUCAGUGUGAGGUUGGUGCGCCAAAAAGCCCAACAGGAGAUAAAAGGGUACAUGUCAGGAAAACAAACAAUUCAUCGGUUCCUACUAAGUCCCUGGAGUUAGAAACUGUUGAAAGCUGUGUUUACCGUGAAGACAAUAGGUUUACCUGCCAAACUUGUUCCUUCUCAUGUAGCAGGAAAGCUACAAUGGAUCGCCACUGCACAUCAUGUUUUCCUAAAGGGAAGGUAACUGUGAAUGAGCCAGAAAAUGAACACAGUGAAGAAGAAGAGCAAGAUGGAGAAAACAGUGAAGUAGACUCAGGAGAGAAAGUAUUAACACCUGCAAAACGAUUUUCCUGUCCAAACUGUCCGUUUGUUUGCCAACAGAAGAGAGCGUUGGAAAGCCAUGAGAAACGGGGCUGUUUAAAGCCUGGUGAGAUCCAGUGCAAGCAGUGUUCAUUUGUGGCCAGAUCAAAAAAAUCUUUAAAUCAGCACGUCCUUGUUCACAGUAAAGACAAAGAUGUUAAACAAGGCAAAAGAGCUCAACUUCAUUGUAAGCUUUGUAGCUUCACCUGCAAGCAGGAGCGAUGUAUGACACAGCAUGUUGCACUGAAGCAUGAGGGAGCUCGCCCUUUCCAUUGCCGAUUCUGUGAUUUUAGCACAGUGCGGCGACAUCGCCUGGAUGCCCACGAGUCCAUGCACACAGGCAUAGGCAGACACUGCUGUGAACAAUGUGGUCAGACUUUUGGCACCUCAUCCAAGCUACGACUGCAUUGCCAGCGGAUCCAUGAUAGGCAGGCCACCCACUUCUGCUCUCUGUGUGACUACAAAGGCUACAAUCCUACUGACAUUAGCCGUCAUAACCUCAGUUGCCAUACGGGAGAGUUAAGCCAUCCCUGCAACCAGUGUGAGGCCCGCUUCAGCUCUGAUAUUGCCCUAAAACAGCAUUGUAAGAGGACACACCAGGCCACCAGCACCCACCAAUGCACUGAGUGUAGCUUUACCUGCAACAGCAAGAUCAUGCUUAAGGCCCAUGUGCAACAAGAACAUUCUCAAAUCAAGAACAUGCAUGAAAAUCCUGUUACCGAGAAACAUUGUAAGAUGUCCCUCACCCAGAAGUGUCCAGAUUGCCCUUUUGCCACCGGGAAGAGGUUGCUGCUCAUCCAGCACAUUUUGGAUGAGCACGAGGCAGGACGUCCUGAGGAAAAAAAUCUGAAAUGCGACAUCUGUGGCUACUCUUGUUUCCAUCAGUUGGUGUUUGAUCAACACAUUCGCUCGCAUGGUGGUACUUGUCUCUACAAGUGCACUGAAUGUGAUUUUUCAACACGCAACAGGCAGAAGAUCACGUGGCACAUGCGAAUCCACACUGGAGAGAAGCCGUACCAUUGUGAGAAGUGCAGCUACACCUGUGCUGAUCCCUCUCGGCUCAAGUAUCAUAUGAGGAUUCACCAAGAUGAGCGCAAGUACCUAUGUCCAGAGUGUGGUUACAAAUGCAAAUGGGUAAACCAGUUGAAGUACCACAUGACAAAACAUUCAGGAACCAAAUCAUACGCAUGUGAGGAAUGUGAAUAUCGCACAAACCGUGCUGAUGCUCUGCGCAUCCAUCGAGAGACUCGUCACAGAGACGUGCGCUCAUUCAUCUGUGAAAAGUGUGGUAAGGCUUUCAAAACCCGCUUCUUGCUCAAGACUCAUCAGAAGAGGCACAGCGAUGAGAGGCCCUAUGUUUGCUCCAUAUGCCAAAAGGGCUUCCGCUGGCCUGCUGGCCUCCGCCACCACUACCUCUCCCACACUAAUCAGCUGCCCUUCCGCUGCCUCUAUUGCCCAUAUCGGGCCAAGCAGAAGUUUCAAGUGGUAAAACACCUAAGCAGGCAUCAUCCAGACCAACCAAUGCAAGGUGGGGUGGACAAGGACCCUGACACAUGUAGUGUCCCACUAGAAAAGGCUCGCCUUAAGCCAGGAAAAGACCAGCAGAUGGACAGACAGGGUAUUGCAGAGAAAGAAAAGGACACUGAAGAGUGUUAGCCUGACUUUAUUUUUCUGUUUUUAAUUUCAGAAAAGACACUGCACCUGUCCUGUAAUGAACUUCCGUCCAGGUGGAUCUGGACUUAAUGCCUUUUAGCUUAAUUAAUAUUGUUAGUUGUGAAGACUUGUCUGUGUAUUCACAGGGAAAAUCAAUUAAUUCACCACAUGAAAAGCAUCAGCCAUAUUUAUUUAGGUCACUGCCGGAUCACUGAGCAGACAGCUAAGAAUAGUUAAUGUCUUUACCUGACUGACUGACACACUCUAAUGAUUCCACAAUGUUGAAUUGUGCAUGUGCUGUAGCUUAGCUCUGUCCUUAGGGAUGCCUCGACCUUUCAACACAAGUUGAAAAACAAACUCGUAAAAAUAAAGUGGUUUGGAUUGUUAUUUGGGCAAAGCCAUAGAGGAACCACUUAAUGCAUUGGUUCUCAAUUUUUUUAGACAGUGUACUUCAUGAUCAAACUAAUACCGCCACAUACCGCUUGCAUAUGCCAUACUUUGUCUUUUUCCAAUAGUUAAUAAUAGGCUUAUUGUUUAAUAUAACUUAACUCAAAAUAUAACUAUAAAAUUGCUCUCACAAAAUAAUGUGAUCAACAUGGAUAAAGACACCAGGCUUUCAGGAAAAGUAUUUGGGUUUGGUUUAUUUUAAAGGACAAGUGGCACAUAACAAGUUUAGGAAAACAGAAUUUAACAACAAAUAAACAUUUUAAAUAUUAAACAUAUAACAGAUAGCCAUUAUGAAUUAAUAUCUCUAAUUGCUAUGUCUAAUACUUCACACAAUUUAAGACUACACAAAUACACAUUUUUAGAUCUUUUACAGACAACGUUUUAGAAGGUGCACUGCUUAGUAGAUUUUUAUAGUCCUACAGUCUUUAAAAAGGAAUUACUGGUAUGUAUUAGUUUAUUGUGUUCAACAGUAGGUGGUUAGCUAUACUACAAAUACUGGCCAAAAGUGAUUGUGCAGCUGAGAAGGCACUAUACUGACAAAAUGUUUAAGCUACUAAGUUAUUUUUAUGUAAAAUUGUAUUUUUCACAUAAGUCUAGAGCUCUCAUGACAACAGGAAUAAAACCUGAACACUAAAGCACAAAGCAUCUUCAGUUUGGGUCUUGGAAAUGUUAUGAGCAAGGCAAAUAUUACUUUAUAGCAGUUUCAUUUCUAAACUCUAAACUCAACACACAGCAGCACAUAAUAGGAAUUUACAAGUUUAAGAAUUACACCAGUGGAAAAGCUCAUUUCUGCCUCUCCGGGGGUCAGUGACGUGCUGAACAUUCAUCUAAGACGCCUCUGUAAUGUUAAUGUGCACAAACAGAGAAGAGGGGCAAAUGCUUGUGCCAUCUUUCGAUAAAAGAUGGAUGUGGCGGUACCCUGGAAUGGAGAACAUCGUUUAAUUAAAAUGUAAUCAUUUAUAGGUAGCAUAUUGUUUUGCUUGUUUCGCUGUGUCCUGAUUGCUCACUCACCCGACUGAAUGCAGGAGAAGGGUAGUGUGAACUGCCCUAUAAAAUCAUUCUUGGUUGCCAUAUCGUAGUCCUCCACAACAAAGCGUACCAGUGCCACCUCAGGAGUGUGGACAACAAACUCUAAUGUUUCAUUCCAGCACGGGUUUAGUCCUGUACAGGUGAGAACAGCAGUGUUAAGAUUUUGUCUUUGAGGCUAAAAGCAAUCAAAUCCCAUCAUGUUGCGAUGGGUAUUUCAUGUUAACAAACAUUAUUUUUGAUGGUUAUAGUCCCAAAAUGAAUUUUGAUUAACAAUAUUAGAAACUUAUGAACUUUUGCUAAUUAACCAGAUAUUUCAACUGGAAUAUAAUAAUUGCUUCAAUAUUCUAAUAAAACAAAAUAGAUAAAAUAAAAAAUAUUUUUAACUCAACAUACCAUCUUUCUUUCCUAUCAGACAAACUAUUGAGAUUAUGUCCACAUAUACAUAUAUUGUAUGGUAAGUAAUUGACAAGGCCUCACUGCAUGAAUACAAUAAAAAAUGACAAAUUGACAACAUGGUCUUUUCCUCACCAUUGUUCUCAAUGUAGCUGGUCUCCUGUUUGGCUUGAUCAGAAGGUACCCCAUAUAUCUCCACCCUUACGAAGGGAUCUACAAUGGAGCCUUCUUUGUUGUUGACUUUAGGAAGCUGUUGGCCACUAAUUACCUAAAAGCAAAACACCAAGGGAUCAGACAUUUUGUUAUUUUUAGUCAUAUUUAUCUAUAUUUGUCUCACUCAAGUUAUGCAAGCCUGGAUUAAAACUGAUUAGUGAACCAUUCAUUGCCUGAAUAGUGAGGAUGAGGGGACAGUAAUCCUUGCGGUCCUGGGGCCUGUCUGGAUUGAAAUGCUGCUCACUGUGUCGCAGGAUCUCAGGUUUCAGAACAUAUCCGCAGUGGUUAUUCUGACUGAAGAGCCCAUCAUUAAGAUCCAUCUCCAGUCCUGCUGUCUGGAAGUUUAAAGCCACUGUGGAUCAAGACACAUUAGCACGAAACCAUCAGCCCAAUCUAUAUAUGAGUAAAUUACAAAACUUCCAUUAGAUUUAAACCAGCUGCAAGACCAUUAAUGUUUAAUUAAGUUCACAAUUAAUUUACAAUUGAUUUAGCUUCAGUCAAAUUAGACUGAUUACUGGCUUACCCAUUUGGCAUCCCACAUUCCACAUGUCUUGUGGGCAGAAGUUUGAAGAGUCUGUCCUUAGUCCGCUGGGAUACACUCUGGUUAUCUGCCUUGUGUUGUGCUGAAUAAAGUCAGCAGCUGUGGGCAUAUCAGUGACACAUGGUUAAUUCAUUGCUUUAAUUAAAAACAAUGUUUUACAUGUUUAAUUCUAUAUGAACAACCUAUUUUGACAGUAGUGAACAUCACUAUCAAAUUGCACUUGAAGAACUGUUCAUAUGUCCUUAUAAUGGUCCUUUUAAUGGAAUGUUCCAAAAAGACAUAUUUGCAUAUACAGUAUGUGAUUGUGUAAAGAAAAUGAUUAAAGUUUGAAGAACCUCCAUAUGCUAAGACAUGCCAAUCAUCAUGAGAUAGUACAAUGUACAUUGAUCAUCACGUGUCCCUCAGGGGAAGGCAUGUAUAAGUUUUGAGAUGUUAUCUUGUGAGUGAUGUUGAACACUGGCCAUCAUGCGCAUGGCAAAGUGACUUGAAAUUAUGGGAGUUCAAGCGAAGCAUGAUAGUUGGUGCCAGAUGGGUAGAAUUUAUGAAGUUGUGCGUUCAAAUGUGUACCGGAAAUAUAUUACAGAAGGCAUUACCAUCCACAGUGGACAGUGCAGUGGCAUUGUCUGUCUAGAAAUAACAGGUGACUCUGGGAUAAAUCAACUCCACAUUAAAUGCUGGAGAUCCAGCAUGCUUAUCCUUCAGGUAAGUGCAGCAUUCUUUGGCAUCCAUGAGGCAUUUCAGUGUAAUGAAAAGAUAGAAGUGUGUUGUAAUUAAGCUUCAGUUGGAAAAAUCAGGUCUGCUGUAAUUUCUUUAAGUGGGCUUUUAAUGUAUUUGCAUGAUUCUCUAGUCUUAGAUUCUUAGGACCUCAGUUAAUUCAGACAAUAAAAUCUUAAAUUAAGGUCAGUUUUGUUUCAGCAUAACGUUUGUUGUAAAUAUAUAAUUAAUUUAAUUUUUUAUGCACCAAAAAAGAGUGUACCUGAUUCCUUGAUAAUUUUGCGGGCCUUAGACUCGGAGAAGGAGGAUAUGUCAUAAGGCUUGCCGUUGAUACGUGAGUCUUCAAAGUUGGUGAAGUUCUCGUUCUUACAGUAUAUGACGAGGUCUGAAAGCUCCUUGGUAAGAUUUCGCUUUGAUUUCUAGGUGACAAUAAAACAAAAAAACAUCUCAGACAUAUAAUCAGUGUUUGAAGAAAAUAAAAAAAGACAUGGUUUAGAUAGCCCACUGUAGUUGAUAGUGUAGAUGUUUAAUCCAGCUCCAUUUUUGGAUGACCACAGAUACUGAUGGGACUGAGCUGACCUGAACACAAAUCUUAGAUUUGCAACACAGUCAUGGUCAGAAGUCAACUCAUCUCCACAGGGGACUAUCCAAAAAAAGGGGGCUGGAACAAUGCUCUCAAAACCAAUGUGUUUAAAACAAAAUGUUUGUAAAACAACACAAUGGGCUAAAAUAUUUUUAAAACAUGCUGAGUGCAUGUCUGCUUACCUUGCUAUCUGAUGGUAAGCUCUCAUUGGUCAGGCUGUCCCUGCGCUGCUCUGCAGAAUCAUCUUCAUCGCUCACCUCACCACCUCCAGGAUUGUCAGCAUCCUCCAGUCCUCCAAUCUUCUUCCCUUUCACUAGGACCUUUCCUUUCAAAUCCUGAAACAAUAACAAGAGUAUGCAAAAUAUGGUUCCUUUUUGUAAACUCAUGAUAAGCCUGUUUGUUGACAAAUAAUGUUCCACUUUAUUCCAUGCUUUUAUAUCAAACAUAUACUCACUGAAUGGAGUUCUCUCUGCCUCUGAGAACAAUUGUAAGCUAAGUUAACUCUAAUGACACAUGGAAGCUAAAGAGCACUGCUCUGACCUACGAGAUAUACAUGUGUAUCCUUUUGUAUUGAAUAUGUUUAUGAUUUGAAAUGUCUGUUCAUAAGGACAAUUCUAGACAGAUGUCCCAUAAUCAUUACCACCCACUGCGCUGUCUACUGUGGGUGAUAAUGCCACACAUGACACUGUGGAUAAAUGUUAAAUGCCUGCUCAAACUCUGGCUACACUUUAGGGUAACACUUUAUGAUCAAUUUACAUACUGCUAUCCCUUGACUGUUGUCCUGUCAGUUUAUGGGUGUAGGUCAAAGUUUUUGAAUGGUUAAUUCUGCAAGAACACAUUAUAUUAUAUAAGAUUAUCAUAGUCUGACAAAAGUGAACAUUAUUGUAAAUCGUAUGAUUUAUUAGUCUGUGGUUUAAUAUAUCCAUGUUAUAAAGUUGGUAACUCAUGCUCACCUCUGGAGAUGGCAGCACAUUGACUUUGCCAUCGACUGUAGUUUUCAGGAGCAUGUCACCAAGGAUAUCCUUUAGGAGUUGAGCCAUGAUUUUCUGUUGCUCGGCAUUGCAUCGGUUCUCAAUAGACAGAAUUACUGGAUACUCUGAGGUCUGAAAUGCAGAAUAGUUAAUUGAGUAAUUUAGCAUGCACAUAAAAACUAGGCAUGGUUUCUGUAUUGUUAAAUAGAGAUUACCUUAAAGGCAUAUUUUGCCACAGUGGCAAUUACAUCUUUAAACAGUAUUUUGGAUGUAAAAGUGUGACCAUGAUAAACAACAGGCUCUCCAUUAGAACCAUCCCAGCAGUCGAUCUCCAAACAGCGACAACCCCGCCUCAGAGCCCUGCAAAAAGGUCAUUAGCUUCAUUAGGAGAGAGGGGUAAACUUCCAUGUGUUAAGAAAACAAGCUUAUGCUUAACCUGCUACAUUACAGAUUAUGUAAUAAUUGUAAUAAAGUGGACAUUUUAGUGCUGUUUCACUAGGGUAAAUACUAAACAGCCAUUCAAACCAUUCAAUUAAAAUCAAUUAAAUGUGUUUUUACUUUAUGUAGGCCUCUAUGCUGCUUCUUCCUUUGAGCUGGUCCUCAAGAAGGUAAGUGUUGUGCGAAGAGGAGAUAAAGUAAUGGCUGAAAGGCUGGGUCAUAUCCUGAAAAAGACGCAGGUCUUCAGGGUUGAAGAUCGCACCAUCAGCUGAGGUCAGAUACAUCAGGAAGCCAUCUAUUGACAUGGUGGUGUUGGCUUUGGCUGUACAGGAACACAUAACAUGAAAUUAAUUCAUGCAAUUUUUACUAAAUUAGUAAAGCAUGUCUGCAUAUACAUUAUAUCAUAAUAAGAAUUUUAUAGUAAUAUUUAGUUGCAUAAAAAUGUAAUGUCUUUCUUUUUUCUUUCUACCCACAUAUUACCUAACUGUUGCCAGUGCCAUGUUACGGAGAAACCAACAUGCUCAGAGGAAAGUGCACAGUACCCAGCUGUGAUGCAUCAACUUUAAGAUGCCUGUGCUGGUCACCAUCACACUAAAGUGAUGUAUGAAGAGAGCAUAGCCAAUUGGGCUUUCUCAGGCUCCGGCUGCUGAUGGCAAACCACAUGAUAGCCAUCUGACCCAAGCAAUGGCUGACAGUACCUGUAUCUGAAGGCUCAUAUCUUUUGAUCAACUCCAGGGCAUAGUCAUGACUUCUAUCUCCUUCCAGUUGCUCCUCCCGCAGGAACUCCUCCAGAUCACAGUGUGAAAGAGUUUGUCCAUCACUGGAGUAGUCCUGGAACAGCUCCAAAACAUCCAUCCUCUGGUGUCAUGUGUUACCAAAAAUACAUCAGAGACUGGACAGCCUAGUGGAUGGUAAUGAUCGUUUCUGGCAGCAUCUGGCUACAAUUAUCUGUGACAAAACAUCUACAUUCAACAAAGGAUGCCCCAUAUGCAUACCCCACAGGAACAAAUCAGACACCCAUCUGAAGAGAGAGCUUGUUCAAGGAAAACCAAAAAUCAAAUCAGCAAUCAAUAAGCCUUUAAACUCUAGACUUAUUAUUCAGGGACUGCUACAAAUACCAUAAAACUAAUAUGUUCUCUAUGAGGGUCUGCAUGCCUUGAAUCCAAGCCUGAGCCUCCUCAGCAGUAUCAGCCACAAGGUCCAGGUUCCCACGGCGGCCACGGAAAACAAGCGUAAAGCAGCGUUCUGGAGGGAACUCGUCUGCAACACUGAGGAACACCUCAGAUUCAUGGCCCUCGCGCACCGCCUCCACGUCAGCUACAGAGACUGCAGGUGCAAAACCACAGCAUUACUGAGCAGUUUUGAUUAUUCAUAAUCUCUGGUUUAUCAAACUGAUGUAUGUACAGUUUAUUCAGUGUUAUUUCUUUACUUUUAUAAUUAUCUGCAGUUGCAGAAUAAAUUUCUAUGUAAA